This is a messenger RNA of Macaca mulatta (Rhesus monkey), 2358 nucleotides long. Lineage: Eukaryota; Metazoa; Chordata; Mammalia; Primates; Cercopithecidae. The record is from RefSeq and is a predicted model, not a curated record.
CCAUCCCUGCUGCUGUCCACCUUGUGGCCACCCUGCCCAUCUGUGGUGACUGCACUCUUCGUCCUGGGCUGCCUGAGCUUUCCAGUCCCGAGAAAAGUGCAGGGGAGUGGGGGUUGUUGUUGGAAGUCACCCUGGGCAAUGAACUCCAUAGAAAACCCUGGUUACUGAAGUCAGUCCAUUAGCAUCUCUGUUUUUCUGAGUCCGGCAGCUUUCAUUUGCUCACCAAAUGUAGUUAUACACAAAUUUCUGACUGCUUUGAUACCAGGAUGGAGGAAAGGAAGAAGAAGGAAGACUUUGUGGAAGUUCCAUAAAGCACAAUGCCUACAAAUCAUUGGCUUAAAGGUGACGCUGGGUGGAAGUUUACGAAGAGACCCGGUCCGGAUUCAAGCUUUCUGUUCCCAUUCUCCUUUCUGAAAUGCCCACCAAAAGCCACGGACCCCUGGCAUCUCAUGACCACUCGGCGAUGCUGAGGACCAACCGAGGUACUAUAGGAGGCUUCUUCCUCGCUGGUCGUGAUAUGGCCUGGUGGCCGAUGGGCGCCUCUCUCUUUGCCAGUAACAUCGGCAGCAACCACUAUGUGGGGCUGGCUGGGACAGGAGCAGCUUCAGGAGUCGCCACUGUCACAUUUGAAUGGACUUCCUCAGUAAUGUUGCCAAUUCUCGGGUGGAUCUUUGUCCCCAUCUACAUCAAGUCGGGGGUGAUGACCAUGCCGGAAUAUCUCAAGAAGCGGUUUGGUGGGGAGCGACUCCAGGUCUACCUCUCCAUCCUCUCCCUCUUCAUCUGUGUGGUUUUGUUAAUUGCUUCAGACAUGUUUGCUGGAGCUAUAUUCAUCAAGCUGGCCUUGGGAUUGGACCUUUACCUGGCAAUCUUCAUCCUCUUGGCUAUGACUGCUGUUUACACCAUCACUGGGGGGUUGGCCUCAGUGAUUUACACAGACACCCUCCAGACCAUCAUCAUGCUGAUUGGCUCUUUUAUUCUCAUGGGGUUUGCAUUUAACGAAGUUGGAGGUUACGAGAGCUUUACCGAGAAGUACAUGAAUGCCAUCCCGUCCGUAGUCGAGGGGGACAACUUGACAAUCAGUGCCAGCUGCUACACACCUCGGGAGGACUCCUUCCACAUCUUCCGAGAUCCUGUGACUGGGGACAUUCCAUGGCCCGGAAUUAUAUUUGGAAUGCCCAUUACAGCUUUGUGGUACUGGUGCACAAAUCAGGUCAUCGUGCAGCGCUGCCUGAGUGGCAAGGACAUGUCUCACGUGAAGGCUGCUUGCAUCAUGUGUGCUUACCUGAAGCUGCUGCCCAUGUUCCUCAUGGUGAUGCCGGGGAUGAUCAGCCGCAUCCUGUACACAGAUAAGGUAGCAUGUGUGGUACCUUCUGAAUGCGUGAAACACUGUGGCGUUGAUGUUGGCUGCACUAACUAUGCAUACCCAACGAUGGUGCUGGAACUGAUGCCCCAAGGACUGCGAGGCUUGAUGCUUUCGGUCAUGCUGGCCUCUCUCAUAAGCUCCCUGACCUCCAUCUUCAACAGCGCCAGCACCCUUUUCGCUAUUGACCUCUACACCAAGGUGCGAAAGCAAGCGUCGGAGAAAGAGAUCCUGAUAGCUGGACGGAUAUUUGUUCUUCUAUUAACUGUUGUGAGCAUUGUGUGGGUCCCAUUGGUACAAGUGUCUCAAAAUGGACAGCUAAUCCAUUACACAGAAUCAAUUUCUAGCUACCUUGGACCUCCAAUUGCAGCUGUCUAUGUGCUUGCCAUCUUCUGUAAAAGAGUCAAUGAACAGGGAGCAUUCUGGGGUCUAAUGGUCGGACUUGCGAUGGGCCUCAUUCGUAUGAUAACAGAGUUUGUUUAUGGAACACCGAGUUGCUUGGCUCCCAGUAACUGUCCCAAGAUUAUCUGUGGAGUGCACUAUCUCUACUUUUCCAUCAUUCUCUUUUUUGGGUCCAUGCUGGUCGUCCUGGGAAUUUCCCUCUUAACAAAACCCAUUCCUGAUGUACAUCUGUACCGCCUGUGCUGGGUUCUUCGGAACAGUACAGAGGAGCGAAUCGAUAUAGAUGCAGAAGAGAAAAGUCAGGAAGAAACAGAUGAUGGUGUUGAAGAAGAUUAUCCUGAGCAAUCACGUGGAUGCCUCAAGAAAGCUUAUGACUUGUUCUGCGGUUUGCAGAAGGGACCCAAGCUAACCAAGGAGGAAGAGGAAGCCUUGAGAAAGAAGCUCACAGACACAUCUGAGAGGCCCUUGUGGAGGACAAUAGUGAACAUCAACGCCAUCCUCCUCCUGGCUGUGGUGGUCUUUAUUUAUGGCUACUAUGCCUGAACUGUAUCUGAGCCAUUAGAAUAAUGAAUAAUUCUUAAUAAUGAACCAAAGGA